UUACUGACUGUAGAUCACAGUGUUGUUCCGGCAGUGUGUUUUUAGUGUUAGACAAGUGUGGAUACAUACGUCCGUCCUCCAAUCAUACUCCAGGAUCAUAGUUAUCGAUUAUCUUGAAUGUUUAUGUAUCAUAUUCAUCAUGACCCCGGAAAGGUCACCGCGCAAUUAUUCUCACUGAGGUCAUGGUGUCAUUGCGCAUAUUGCAUAUGUCAGUUGACAAGCGACCGGGGAGUUUAACACACUGAAGUGAAAAUAACACUAGGAAUAAUGUCGAGAAGAAAACAAUCUAACCCAAAGCCGUUAAAACGUCAAUCUGACAGCGAGGAUGCCGAUGACGAUAUGGAAGAAAAACUAGGGUCAAAUGACGAAGAUAUUUUAGAUAAGGUGUCUCCUGGCGAGUAUACUACACUGAACCCUACAUCUCCGGUUACGGACAGUGACAAUAGUGUUGACCGGAAAUACCCCUCCACAUCGUCAGGCAACAAUGACGUCACAUCCGAUAUAUCAAAUGAAAGAGCAACUGACAAUUGUGUAUCUCCUUCAGAACUUGAUUUCCUCAAAUCUCUGAGUUUCCCGAGUGAUAUCCUUAGCCUAAGGAAGGUUGAGGGUGAUGAGGCACUCCGCGUUGGCCGGCCCUAUGUUGUGUGUACCGCUAUUCCCCUACAGAAAGGCAGUAGUAUUGGUCCAUUUCUAGGGGAGCACGUGUCACUAAGUUCUGUCCGGCAAGGUGACCUCGUCCUACAGGCCCACAGCGAGGACGGCGAGCCGACUUUCAUACGGGUGUUAGAAAGAAGCGGAGCCUGGCUGUCCUUUCUUCGUCCUGUUUUUGCACAAUCCGAGUGCAAUGCUUCUGUAUUUUUUGAAGGAGGAAAGAUCUGGUGUCAAAUGAUCGAAGAUCUGCCCGAGAAUACCGAAGUGAUGGCUUCCUUCAGCGCUCUGACCUGUAAGGAGGAGUCUGUACAGGAAAGCAAGGACGAGGAUGUGGAUGUGGAGAAAAACUUGAAAUCAGGAAUGUGUAGUCCAACAAAACGUAUGUCUGAUGUCUCCUCCUCCUCCUCUCCCUCCUCAGCAGCCCCCGCCAAACCAAGCCCAAGUCACGCGGCGCUGUUAUUCGGCUGUCCUUACUGCGGGGUCCGCUUUAGCAGUGGUCGAACCUUGGACGGACACCUUACCUAUUAUUGUUCAAAGAAACCACAAGACUUCUCUGUAGCAACAAAAGCAGUGGAUCAAGAACAACCAUCACCCAGAUCCUGUGAUGACGGGACAGAACAAUGUGCUGAACGAAAGAGAAAGAGUCCGUCAACACCGGAUAGCCAGAAAGAAUUUUAUGUGAAAACGGAACCCGAAUCUCCGGGAACCAGGUCUGCGACGGAAAGUCCGCCGUCAAAGAUGGCUAAACUUGUGGAGCACUACAAGUGUUCAUUCUGUUCUUACACUGCUGACAAAAUGUCCAGUUUGAAUCGCCAUAUGCGUAUACAUAAUAGAGGAGGUCGAUCUCAGACAGAACCCCGCCCAGAGAGUGUACCAGUGCCAAAGUACGAAACUUAUUGUAAACACUGUAAUAUCCAGUUUUCGUCCGUCAGUACAUUUAACUGCCAUAAAGAAUUUUACUGUUCGCGGAGGUCAGGUAGCAAUGACGGCACAGAAAAUGGUAGUGAUAAUAGUUCACCAUCCCCAAACCCCAGUGCAAUUUCUCCUAUAUCGCGAGCUUCCAUUAUGGACUCGGCAGAGUUGGCGAGGCUACACGGGUUCAUGGGUAACUCGCCAUUCAUACAUGGACAAACAAGGGUAAUCAUAGGACCUCCAAUUGUUGCGCCAGAAGGAGUGUCCGGGAUGCCAACUGUUAUUGUGCAGCCUGUCGUGUCACAGAUAUCUUCGUCAGAGUCUACAGAGCCAGCUGUUGUUUCUACGAGUCGACGAGAUUGUGAUCUGAGUACCACCUCAUCAACUGAACAACCUCUUGACCUCACUACACCUAGAAAGCAAACUGAGAGUUCAGAGGAGCACUCAGAUAUCGUGAAAUCUGAACCGAAAAGUCCUAACUCUCCUCUUAACUUAAAAUCACCAAAAAGUCAGGCGUCUGAAUCACCACACUUGCGGGAAGAAAGGGAAACAACCCCUGUUACACAACCGAUUGUGUCCCCUGCUUUAGUACCACCGUUACUGCCAGUCACACAACAUCCUUUUUUCAACAACAAGCCAGUUCCUCAGGUACCUGCCUCGGUUAGCAAGUGCAUUGACUGCAAUAUAGUGUUCUACAAGCAUGAAAACUAUCUCAUUCACAAAAAACACUAUUGCUCCGGCAGGCGUAAUAGAACUUCUUCACCGGGUACCAGUAGCGAGGAUUCUGUCGGCGCGGCCUCAACCCCGGGUUCAAAAUCUGUUGAGCUCGAAAGUAACAAACGAGCUCGUCAUUACUCUUCCGAAACAGAAAUUUCGGAUAAGUGUUCACACAAAUCAGUCAGUCCAGUAAUUCAAAGCCCAAAGUCGGACAGCAAGCUCUCGCCUGAUGCUUCAAGACCAUCGUCUAUCCCAGAUGAAAUCCUGUAUCGCUUUUAUUGUGUUCCGUGUAAAAUAAAGUUUAGUUCCUCCAGCACGCUUAAAGCACACAAAAAGUUCUACUGUCCUCAUGGACAGGAAAGUGAACAAACUGUACUACCUAAAAAACCAUUGGAAGAUCGUGGGAACUCUCCUGUUAUCGACGACGGCGGAAAUUUUAAAUGUGAUAGGUGUGAUAGCAGUUUUAUCUCUGCUAGACUACUCAAGUUGCAUUUCUGUACCGGCAUCACGACAGCUACGCCCCUCAUGCGCUGUCCAUACUGCGACUUUGUAACACACACGGAUGUACGUAUCUCUGACCAUAUGAAGGUCCAUAUGCCGAGCAAGGCUUACCGAUGUACAUUGUGUGGUUACCGAGGAAAUACGGUCCGUGGCAUGCGUAUGCACGGCAAAAUGCAUGUAGACAGUGGAGAGGAGUUUGCCGACGAGAAUAUGAUAGAGAUUGAGGAGCCACCUUUAUUGCCAGUAAAGGCGAGACAUAUCACAGAAAACGGCCCAAUCAAUAUGGAAGCUGAGCUGAUUAGACUGAAAAAUGAGCCAUACAAACGCAGACGCUCACGCAAAUCAUACGAGAAAAGUGAAAAUAUGGUUAUUCCGUCUGAGCGUCCGAUUGUAAACGCGUGUGCUCUCUGUGGCCAAACUUUUACCGAUCUAAGAAGCUUUGCGUUGCAUAUAAGAAUGCAUGAGGUAGCUGCCCUCCAGGCCGCGGCUGCUAACAGUCUCAAGUGCCAGUUCUGUGAGGAUCUGUCAGAAAACUUUGAUGAUCUUAUGAAACAUAUACAAAGUAAACACCCGGACAAAUUUAUAUUCGAUCAUAGCAACAAUAUGUCGAAACCAGAGUCAAGGUCGGAACACACAUCUAGAUCAAAUUCACGUGCAAGCUCUGCAAACUCGCACCCUGAUAGUGUCAACCAACCAGCGUCUAGUCUAUCACCAACUGGCAGUCAUCGUGAUAGUAACUCAAACAUAGUGGAUAUCAAGCCGGAACCGUCCGAAAAUGGAUACGGGUCUCCAAUGAGUGACUCUCACAGCAAACAAAGCAUCAAAGAAGAACCGCAAGAUUUUUCCGAUAAUGCUUCAAAUAGAUCGAGCGUCCACUCGCCGAUGAGUGACUCGAAAAUAAGGGAGAAUGACUCCUUCAGGGAUGAAGAGACUGACAAACAUUUAAUCUCUGCUUCAGUGAAAAGAUCUGAAAAGAAAUCUCCAAGUCCAGUAACAUCGCGGUCAUAUUCACCUGUGAUGAAGCAACCUUCUCCAAGUUUAAAGAAAUCUCCCACACAGAAUAAUGACUCAUUUGUCCAGCCGUUGAACGUGCCUGUUCUAGACUCCUCUCAGAUGCUACCAUAUUACCACCUCCUUCCAGGCGUAGGGCCCAUGCCACGUCUCGUUCCCUUGGCAACGUCUCCUCCUACCUCCGGUUGCACGCCCCCAGAUUCCCGGUCGGAGAACUCGGGACCACAGUACUGCAGACAUUGUGAUAUUUCAUUUAAAUAUUUUGCAACUUUUCUAGCCCACAAAAAGUACUAUUGUACGGCACGUCCGAGUGAGGAGUUAAGUUCGCCAACACAGGCAUGAAUCUCGAGAAAAGAGACAUAUUUAACAUUAUGUGCCAUUGACGCUAACCAUAGUGCUAUUUUACAUCGUUAUUUUACAUACGGUCCCUUAAUGACACGACCUAUUAGUGCUAUACAAACACUGCCAGUACGGACGGAUAUAUUGUACAUUCCAUAACACAUCACACCUUAUGUAGAAAUUCGUACCUUAUGUUUUACUUUAUCCAGAAAUAGCUGUAUCUGAUUUUCUGGCCGUAAAGCCACCCGUCUGUGUACAUACAGUAACUAGCUAGUCAAGUAGGAACAGUGAGAUGAACAGUGUCUGCAGUAUUUGUGUGUAACGUAGUGCCCUAUCUAGUCAAACUUUUGUAUUUAUUAUGCAGGACAAAUGAACCGCAUCUUUUAUAACAUAUAAUACCUUUUCGUUCUUUUCAUAUCGUCUUUAAAAGCUUAAAUAGUAUAUAGUACAUAACAAUUUCCACUGUCUUAUUAUAUCAAAUAUUUAUAAAAUAAUCGAGGUAGUUUGUUGAACGAACAUUUCAUAAUUUCAAUUAUUAUACAAAUAAAUGUAAUGACGUUAACUCGUCAUUACAGCAUUAGCGCA
Molecule: messenger RNA, 4716 nt
Organism: Ylistrum balloti
Lineage: Eukaryota; Metazoa; Mollusca; Bivalvia; Pectinida; Pectinidae
Product: zinc finger protein ZFPM1-like
Exons: 6
Coding region: 268-4134 (1288 amino acids)
Biological process (GO): cell differentiation; heart development; negative regulation of transcription by RNA polymerase II
Cellular component (GO): nucleus
Molecular function (GO): RNA polymerase II-specific DNA-binding transcription factor binding
Source: RefSeq, a predicted model, not a curated record